AUUGUUAUGCCAUUCUAGGGCGAGAGUGAGAAGAGGUUAUUGGGAUGUGUAUUCAAGUUCUUUAAGCCACUGAUCAGACAGACGCUGCAGCUGGGCGGCACUCUUACGCGAGGGACGGAAUGUCGCAAAUUCUUCGUGGAGAUCAUGGACCGGCUGGUAGACCCCACCCAACGACAGACCAAACUGACGCGCGCAGACAUUGACCUACUGUACACCCUCGCGGCCGAGGGCUGUGGCGAGAUCAUCGCCGAGACUGAGAACUCCAGCACCACACAGAUCACCUACAUUGUGCACAGGCUGUUCACUGUGGUGUCCGUGUGUGUGCAGCAGUUGAUGGCAGCAGACACACAGCCGAAAGUGGGCCACGGCAGUGAGGGUGGGGCGAGUGGCCUGGCUGUGUUUAACCGCGCGGCUCCCGAGUCGGAGAAGGGCCCCGGGCGGAGUGUGGUGGGUACGUGACGCUGGUUGGAGGGGAGCGUUGCAUGGGAUGGGAUGGGAUGGCAACACUCGUCAUGUACACUCGUCAUGUACACCAUGUACACCAUGUAACCAUGUAACCAUGGUAACCAUGUACCCUUCAAUGGGCAGUACCACCCUGGGUAAAGAAUGCACGCAUACUCACUGACUGUAGUACGGUCACCAGGUGUAUAGGUGUAUAGGUGCAUAGGUGUACAGGUAUAUGAGCUCGCUAUGCGCUUGCCCACUAGGACUAUAUCUGAUGCAGCCAUUCGACGAAGAAUAGAACGUCACGAAAUGGGUUCCGUAGGUCUAUGUCUCCACACAACAGCCGAGCCAAGGCGUGUAGACACACGGGGUCGUACUAGGAGAGUGCGUGGUCGUACGAUGUCUGAUAGGAGAGUACGUGGUCGUACGAUGUCUGAUAGUAGAGUGUGUGGUCGUACGAUGUCUGAUAGGA
Sphaeroforma arctica JP610 is the source of this 916-nucleotide messenger RNA. RefSeq lists its product as hypothetical. The record is from RefSeq and is a predicted model, not a curated record. The coding region runs from base 145 to 459 and encodes 104 amino acids. NCBI's taxonomy places the organism in Eukaryota, Ichthyosporea, Ichthyophonida. The transcript has 2 exons.